Manihot esculenta (cassava) is the source of this 1325-nucleotide messenger RNA. RefSeq names its product pheophytinase, chloroplastic. NCBI's taxonomy places the organism in Eukaryota, Viridiplantae, Streptophyta, Magnoliopsida, Malpighiales, Euphorbiaceae. The transcript has 6 exons. Gene Ontology annotation, molecular function: chlorophyllase activity. Gene Ontology annotation, cellular component: chloroplast. Gene Ontology annotation, biological process: chlorophyll metabolic process. The record is from RefSeq and is a predicted model, not a curated record. The coding region runs from base 42 to 1136 and encodes 364 amino acids.
GGAGGGAACGUGGCAAUAUCCAAAUAGGAGCGUUGGACAGAAUGGGAGCAUUGGCAACAGCUGCAGAGGUUCACACGAGCUUCAAUUUAUUAUUUCCAUCGAGAGGAAGAAAAGCUCGGGCAAAUAAGAAGAGGUUGAGUGUGAUUUUCCAGGAAAAGAAAGUUUCCGCUCAAAGUUUAAAAUCGAAACCCUUGAGCUCAAUCCAGGUGAAGGAGAUAGGGGAUAAAUGCAGAAAAUGGGCAUGGAAGGGCCAAUACUCUAUCAAUUUCUUCGUUUCUGAUUCUGAAUCUCGCCCUCCUCUUCUUCUUGUUCAUGGCUUCGGUGCUUCUAUUCCUCACUGGCGCAGGAAUAUUGCCACAUUAUCACAAAAUUACACUGUUUACGCUAUUGACCUUCUGGGAUUUGGUGCUUCAGACAAGCCAAAGGGUUUUGCAUACACCAUGGAGGCAUGGGCUGAGUUAAUAUUGGAUUUCCUGCAUGAAGUUGUUCAAAAACCAACUGUGCUAAUAGGAAACUCUGUCGGAAGUCUUGCUUGUGUCAUUGCAGCUUCAGAAUCACGUCAAUCUUUGGUUCGAGGGCUUGUGUUGUUGAAUUGUGCUGGUGGCAUGAACAACAAGGCAAUUGUUGAUGAUUGGAGGAUCAAGUUGUUACUACCGUUUCUUUUGCUAAUUGAUUUUUUGUUGAAGCAACGAGUAAUUGCUUCAACAAUCUUUGAGCGUGUCAAACAAAGAGAUACACUGAAGAACAUUUUAUUAUCUGUAUAUGGCAAUAAAGAGUCUGUGGAUGAAGAACUGGUAGAGAUCAUCAAAGGACCUGCAGAUGAUGAAGGUGCACUAGAUGCUUUCAUUUCCAUCGUGACAGGUCCACCAGGACCGAAUCCUGUCAAACUAAUGCCAAGGAUUUCCAUUCCUGUUUUAGUUUUAUGGGGUGAUCAAGAUCCCUUCACACCUCUCGAUGGACCUGUUGGUAAAUAUUUCUCUUCCCUGCCUUAUCAAUUGUCAAAUGUUAGGCUUUAUGUGUUGGAAGGAGUUGGACAUUGUCCCCAUGAUGACAAACCUGACUUGGUUCAUGGAAAUUUGCUUCCUUGGUUGUCUGAAGUUACGGAAAUUGUUGAUGAAUGCAAUGUAAUUAAGUAGAGGAUUCUUGAUGGUUCAUGACUCUUGUUCAUGGAUUACUUAGUUCCAGCAUAGAUAGACUACAUUGAACUUAGGUAUGAUUUCUGUUGUAAGCAAGAAAUUUCCUGUAACAUGAUCUUGGAAAUUCCAAGGUUAAUAUGUAAAGUAUUUAAAUCAAAUGAAAUAUGAAUUGCAUAUAUGUUCCAUUAA